AUGAGUGAGGAUGAUUAAGUAAUACUUUUUAUUCAACAUUCCCUUAGCAUUUUCUAGAAGAUGACAAUAGUGAAGAUGACAAAUUCGAGGAAAAUCUUGAAAAACAAUAUGCCGUAAUUCAGUUACAUAAUUGUAGUUAUAUCCUAAAGUGAGUAACAAGAGACCUGAAUCUAAACAUGGAAGGCCUGAAAGUUCCAAAUUUUCGUAUAAAAAAUAAGAAUAGCAUACAGUAGAAUAAUAACCCAAACCUUUUGAAGCCAUACCCACUUCUCCUGCUCUCAAGAAGUUUAACUAAUUAGUGUCGUUUCACAAAAUACUAAUUGAAUAAUUCUGGAAGAAUCAUACAAUCAUGGCUUCUUAAACUGAAUUCAUAGCUUUUCUAUUGGAAUCAGGUUACAUAUCAUCAAUAUAUAAGGAUUUCAAUUUGAUCAACACGAAAUCAAUUAAAUCCUUAGUGAUCUAUCUAAUGAUCGUGGUGUAAUCACUAUUGAAAGUCUAUGUAAGAAAGUACCUGCAUGGCAUUAAAACGAGAGUAUUUCUACAACCUCAUUAUUCAUUAUAGAUGCAAUGUUAGAGUUUAUAAGGGAAAAGGCACUCAAAUUGGCAUAGGAAUCUAAGAGGAAGUUCUCAGCCCAAAAGAAACCAAAACCAUAGUCAGCCAGCACUAAGCGCAGUGGUUUCAAUAAGGUAGAUUCCAGACCCGUCAGUGGCAUCUCCAAAAAGUAUCAAUCAGGUUUCAGUGAUCUCAAAAUGUAAAUUUACACUUAUCAUAAAGAUCUAACUUUAAUGAUAAACCCUUAUAGAACAGAUCCAAACAUUAUUUACAAUUGGCUAAGCAAAAAUAAUAAGAAGAAGAUCGACUACUCUAAUUAACAAUUAACUAAGGCAAGAAUGAAUAUGAAUAUGAAAUGCUCAUCAAAAUGGGAGAAGCCAAUGAAUUAUCAUAAGAAUUAGAUAGCAAGAUUACUUAUAGAGCCUAUAAGACUGCAUAAGGACACUUGAAGGUUCAUGUUUAUGAAUUGGAACACUUUUAAAGAGAUCUAACCUUGGAGGAGUUUCAAAGGGAGUACAAUAUUCUGAGGAGCAAAUAUAAUGAGAAGAAAAAGUUGAAGAUUUGGGAAGUACUCAAUGAGAAGAAAAAGAAUUAAAAAAGUCUAUAACACUUUGGAUCUUCUCAGAAAGAGGAAGUCAAAUAAAAUGAAGUUGAUGCCAAAGCUGUAAAUAAAAAAGAAAGAUAACAAGAAUUAAAGAAGGUGCUUCUAGAAACUAUGAUGCUUUCAAAUGUGUUGAAGGAACAAUUAGUGGUUUUGAAUAGGAAGGGUAUCAAUGCAAUACAUAACCAAAGUGUAAAAUUAUGA
Molecule: messenger RNA, 1358 nt
Organism: Paramecium octaurelia
Lineage: Eukaryota; Ciliophora; Oligohymenophorea; Peniculida; Parameciidae
Source: the annotation of a GenBank genome assembly